UUCAAAUACUGUCAAAUUUAAGAUGGCUGCUUGUGUAAAGUUUCUUCGUUUAAAUGCUAAUUGUGUGGAGAAAUGUCAUUUGCUCAUUCUGUUUGUUAAUUUCUUUUUGAUUCGCACAAGUUGCAAGGAAGAUUACUAUAGUAUCUUGGGUAUUGAUAGAAAUGCAAAUGUUGAGGAAAUAAAACGUUCUUACCGUCGUCUAGCCAAAGAAUGGCAUCCUGAUCGAACUAGAAGAUCUGGUGCUGAAGAAAAAUUUAUUGAGAUCAACAAAGCUUACGAGGUUUUGUCAGAUUCUAAUAGAAGAUCAGAAUAUGACAGAUUUGGUGAAACAGGAACAGCAAAUUAUCCUGAACAAAAAUUUCACUUUUUUUAUGGAAACGAGUUCAUGUUCUUUAAUGGCAUGCCUAACAACAAAAGGCAUGAAGAUUUAAUAACUACAAAAUUUUAUCAAUAUUCAAUUUUACCUGAAAGCAGAAAAAAAAUAUAUUUGCUCAAGAUUAUUUCAAAUUGGUGUUUGUCAUGUUCUGCUACAGAAGAUAUCUGGGAAGAUCUCUCUCGUGAUUUGCAAAGAAAUGGCAUUGGAACUGGACGAGUGAAUAAAAAUUUUGAUCCUAUUGCUCAGUUAUUGGAUGUAAGGAGGUUGCCUGACUUUGUUGCUGUUAUCUAUGGUAGAUUAUAUCAUUUUACUGGUAUUGUUAGUGUUGAAAAUUUGAAGAAGUUUGUAAGUGAUUUGAUCUCUUCUUAUCACUAUAUUCAUGAGCUUACUGACGGCAACUUUGAAGAUUUUUUAAGUCAUUGGUAUGACAAUAAACCACGGGUAGUACUGCUAACAACCAAGAAAGAACCACCAUUGCUUUUAAAAACUGUGGUAUUUAAAUAUAGACAUUAUAUCGGUGUUGGUUAUGCCCAAACUACAAAAAAUCCAAAACUAAUAAACAACUUUAGUGUAUCAAAAACUACUCCAUCAUUGAUGAUAUUUAAAGAGAAUGUUAGAUUUCCUCAUAUUUUUUUGAAGGGUUCGGAUCUAAAAGCUGGAGCUUUGGAGUUGGCAAUUUUCAACAAUUUGUAUUUGAAUCUUCCUCGACUUUCUUCACAAAUGAUUUUCCAAAGUUUUGCCCUUAUCAACCUUACUCCAGAGCAUUUUAAUGAACGAGAAGUCAAGAAGUGUCUGUAUAAACAAUCGAGAUCAAAGAAGAUUGCCAUUUUACGUCGUGUUAAAGAGAACGAAAUUCGUUAUACUUGGUUUGAAAAUGGCUGGUGUGGAGUUGAGGACGUUAAGCGUCUUUCUCAUUUUCUCAAAAAAGUACAGCGAGGGGAAAUAGACCUGGAACUAAAAGCUGUUCUCCCAAAUUUAAAUGACGAACACAAGAAAGAUAUUGGUGGUCGAAUACUUGAUCUUUGGCGUGAUAUACACUAUUAUUCCAUUCAUUAUAUUAAUUGGUCUAGUCAUUUACCUAAGAUUUCUUUAGUGAUGACCGCUCUUAUGGUUAUUUUCAUCAGCGUCAUCUUUCCAUUUCUUUCCGAAAAAGAAGAUAAGAAAAAAGACUCGCUAAAAACUGAAGACGUUUUUGGGUUAAUUGAGUUGAACUCUGUCACACAGAAUCAAGUUAUUCAACAAUGUCCCUCAGGACACCUAGUCGUCAUUCUGUUAUCAGAUGCAAUGUCAGGAUAUGAGGCUUUUUACUCACCAAUUGUGAAAACUUUUGCGAAUAUCAUUCAGCCUUUUCGUCGUGAAAGCAUUUUUAAAAUGGGAUGGUUAUCAAUUCCUCGCUAUAUUGCAUGGUGCAAUGAAGUAAUGAAUGUUCAAACGUUUGGUAAGAUCACCCCAGGCACGGUCCUCGUUCUCAAUCCAAAAAAGAAAUAUCUUUCAAUAUUUAAGAUCAAUAAAAUAACCCCAAGUGAUCCUGGAAGUGUUUUUGAUGAUUUCGAAGAAGAGGAAAUGUCCUCUUGUCAAAACAAAACGAUUUUCAGUGAAGACAAGAGAACACAAAAACGAACUGCGUACGAACUAGGGCAACAAUUCCCAAGAUGGAUGGAAAAAUUAUUGCAAGGUAUGAUUGCGCGUGUAAAAUUGGAAAAUUGGCCGCACCUAGAAUCGGACGAAUGCUUUUCAUAAAGCUCAUAUCAAAACAAUUAAACAUUUAAAGCAGAUAAACUGCACAUUGUAAAAUAUGUACAUUUUUUUUAACGUCCUCAAAAUAUAAUGCACACGAAUAAAAAAUACUUAUUUUUUGUCCA
Xenia sp. Carnegie-2017 is the source of this 2238-nucleotide messenger RNA. RefSeq names its product dnaJ homolog subfamily C member 16-like. NCBI's taxonomy places the organism in Eukaryota, Metazoa, Cnidaria, Anthozoa, Malacalcyonacea, Xeniidae. The record is from RefSeq and is a predicted model, not a curated record.